Messenger RNA from Ostrinia nubilalis (European corn borer), 4341 nucleotides. Its product is annotated as transmembrane protein 185A. Lineage: Eukaryota; Metazoa; Arthropoda; Insecta; Lepidoptera; Crambidae. Bases 181 to 1242 code for a protein of 353 amino acids. The record is from RefSeq and is a predicted model, not a curated record. The transcript is spliced from 8 exons.
UCUGUCUGUUUGUCUUUUGCGGAGCAAAAAAUAAAGUGAAUUCAUGAUCUUAGUUUUGUAAUUUAUUCUCAAGAAAUUAUUUUAUGUUAGUUUAAAGUUAAAGAUUCAACUUGAUGUUUUGAGCUAUUACAAAUAAAACCAGUUGUUAAAGUGAAAUGGUAACAAAUACAUCUGGGGCGAAUGUGCAUGGCAAUGAAUUUACAAACGUUAUUUCAGGAUUUCAAUCCUAGUAAGUUCGUGGUGCACACCUGUUUGCUAAUAUUCACGGCGCUGUUAGCUUUGAAGUUAGACAACUCAAUAACAUGGUCUUACUGGGCAGUAUUCACACCCAUAUGGGUCUGGAAGUUUCUUGUAGUCCUGGGGGCUACUGUCGGUACAUAUGUGUGGUGGCAGUACCCUCAUUUCAGGUUAGAAGGUGAAGCCUACAUUCACUACAAAGCCAUGCUGAUCAGUCUUGCCAUACAUUUGAUACUGCUGAUGUUCGAGCUACUUGUGUGCGACCAGUUGACCACCAAGCGCCACAUAUGGAUACUGGUCUUUAUUCCGCUGAUCUUCAUUAGUAUAGUCUCAAUAGCUAUAUGUAUAUGGUCAGUGAAACACGACCGUAGCUAUGAGUUGGAGCUGUUCUGCGCGGUGAACAUACUGCAGUUCAUUUUCCUGGCCCUGAAGUUGGAUGACUUCAUCAACUGGUCGUGGGAGGUUGUGUUUGUGCCUUUGUGGAUACUCAUGUGUCUCAGCCUAGUAGGUGAGUGGGUGCUGUAUAGCAUAAUCUUCGCGGGUAUCCUGCUUCGCACGCCGGAGGUCAACGUGCAGCAGCGCCGGACAAGCUUCAACUCGGCGCUGGCCUACACGUUCACUGUCGUGCCCAUUUUGGUGUUCCAGGUGCUAUUGACGAAUAAGUUGGACGACGGCCUCGCGUUGUCAUACACCGUGGUAGUCAGUCCUUUGUUCGUCAGCUACGCUACAUUGAUUAUCAUGUCGUUCAGCUCAAAAGGGGGCAAUAAAUGGUGGUUCGGCAUCAGGAAAGACUUCUGCCAGUUCCUGCUAUCAGUGUUCCCUUUGCUUCAAGAGUACGCAAACAUAGCUUACAACAACGGAACACGCGCGUCCGAGCCCGCCCCGGAGCCCUACCGCGACGAAGAAACCCACAAAGUCAAAGAGAAAAAAUCACACAAAAACCAAAAGAAAAACGAACACAUGAAACCAGUAGUGCCUGUUACGAGCAUAGACAUGCCAGAUUGAUUCGCGCCGGGCUUAAGCAAACUGUGUGUUCACUCGUUAGUUAUAUUGUAAAUAUCGGGCUUCUAAAACGCAACGGAGCAAUAUUCAACGUUUGUUAAGUUUGUAUAAGUGCUAAGCUGUUCCGUGAGUAGUUGUAGUGUAAAUUGGUAAUCUAACGGUAUAGUUGUAGGUUGGUUUGUUAACUUUUAAUACUGUACAGUUGUUUGUUGCAAUUAUUCGAAAGCUACACGCUAAGCUUAUUGUUUGAGUCGAUCUGACUUCUGAGUUGAUUAGGGUGUAAAAUUACAUUUAACGAAGUUUGAUAUUAGGCAUUCGUUUAUAAAAAUCCUGCUAAAAAAAUUACGACUACAGAAUAUACGACACAGGCAAAAAGUUUUGCCUCAAUGUGUGGAACCAAAUUAUUAUGAGACGGGCAUGAAAUUAUUCGUUGAUCUCAAGCUAAUGUUAAAAAUAAACAGAUAUUCUAUUAUAUUCAUUCGGAGAAACUUAAGUUGAUCUUAUUUCAAAAUAUGAGAAGCCUUCUUUAAAUAUAAUUUUACACCCGUAAUUUGUGAUAGAGUAUUAGAUAACUAAAACCUGGUCUUUGAGCACGUAGAAUUUUGUCCAAUGACCCCAAGCUACCCAUCCUUAUCGCUCGCGCGUAAUUAUGUUGCUGUCGCGCUCGCACACUCACUGCGGGCGCCCGUCGCACAGUCGCGACAGCAAUAUAAUUACGCGCGAGCGAUAAGGAUGGGUCGCUUGGGGUCAUUGGACAAAAUUCUACGUGCUCAGAGACCAGACUAUAGUGAUGAUGAAAUUGUAUUGCCACAAAAUGAAAUAGUAAUCUAGCUGGAUUGUUACACUAUUUGUUAUUACCCCAGUUUUACUUGUUUUAGGUAACUUAAGUAGGUGCUAUUGUUAUUUUUUAAGCUUUAUUUCCCGUGGGCGUUAGAAUCAGAUGAAACGUAUCACCAGGCGAUAAUGAAGUGUUCUAUAGAUAAAAAAGUUAGUAUGUUAACUGUACGUAAGUCAUAUCAAUGAAAAGCAAUCGUAUGGGUGUGUAGACGUAGUUUCGUCGUGAGUAGAGUAUGUUAUGGAACAUAUCGCUUUAUAUUUCGCGUUAGGAAAUCUCAUAUUCGCUGGUUCAUAUUGUGUACUAAACAAAACACUAAGGCCCAGAACAGACGGUGAAACGCAACGGAGAGACCACACAUGACUCGACCAGUUUGAAACCGGUUAGAACUGGUCAAACUGGUUGCGUCAUGUGUGGUCUCUCAACGGACGCUAUGGCAGAAACUUAGAUGCAACUCAAAAGUAACUAGAAGUUGCAGUUUCAUUGCAAUUGCGUUUCACCGUGUGUUCUGGGCCUUACGUGUAGAUAUUGUUCUUAAUAAGUGCAAAACCAUUACCUCCCGUGAAAAAGGAUUACCAAUGUAUUUUUUGUACAUAAUUUGACUGUGUUUUGUUUUAUCGAAUAUAAUUAAGUAUUUCUCAAAGUAGUUUCGAUGGUUAAAACUUUAUUAUUGUUGAGGCUAUUGUUCAAAUCUUGAAUAUUAUUAUUGUGAAAGGAACUACUUCUACUUUUCCUCACUAGUUUCAUGAUACUAGUUUUAUUAAAAUACUAGUACGACUAGUAGACCCAGCUGUUCAUUCGUAGGUACUGGGAAUUAUUACAAUUCUUGCCUUCUUCUCUCAACUUUUGUUUCUAAAGAAGUUAUAUCGUUAAAUUUUGACAAUACGCGAGUUGUUCGAUGUUAGUGAUAAAACUAUACAAGGGCAAAUGGGGGCCUUUGUAAUUGCGUUAAGCUAUUAUGAACUCUAUUAUAAUGAGCAAGUGUUCCAAAUUUCACUGUCGUUCGUUAGUGUUUGUAAUGAAAUUUAGCUGAAUUUGAGUGGUGUCACUUUAAGUAUUGAAGUUUAGUUAUUAUUUUGGGUGUUGUAUUAGCGUGUUUAAAAAUAUAAAAUUAGAUGCAAGUGUUAAAUGCACUUGCCUUUAAAAGAUUAUUUAUUCUAAAUCAUGUUUUUUAAGACGUCUUCUCUACUUCAUUAAAAAAAAGUAUUUUAUCAAAGUAAAUCACACGUGGGAGACUCGAGUAAAUAAUAAAUUCAUAACAAACAUGCAUAAUGGAAACAUUGCAAUAUAUUUUGAUAUAAAAUUAAGUUUUUGUUACUUUUUUAUCCUAUGUUCAACAUUAUUUGAUUAUAAUUAUAGCAAAAAAUACUAUACAGUCUUUUGUUUACAAUAUUCACUUCAAAUUACAAAUGAUUUAUCAUUUCGUGACUACCAACAGUAAAACCAGGCGGAAUAAAUAAAGGGUGCGAUACAUCAAACCGUUCGUGACGAAUAUCUCACAAUAAAUGUCGCCGUAUACUAUACCACGUACUAUACACUCACGCACUGUAUACUGAAUGGGUUGUACGCUUUGUUUUUGUUUUUUACAUCAAAAACUCUGAUUCAUAAAAAUAAAAUAGUUUCGUAACAGCGUUUUAGAGUAUAAAUUCUCCAUCACUUUCUGACAGAUAAUCACUUCAGUAUGUUAAACAAAGACAACAGUAUUUUUAGGUAAAAUCAUGUUAUAAAAAUGUUUUGCUUUUUAUGAAUAUGGAGUCAAAUAUUUGUCUAUAAAGUGAUUUUGUUCUUCCUAUUUAAAUAACUAUGGUUUGUAGAUAAUUUUAGUAGACAAUAAAAUCAAGUGCUUUAUCAUUGGAUUGUAUAAAUUGAGAGCAAUAAAUUAAUAACAAAUAAUGCUAGUAAAUUAUGAUAACUAAAUUAACAUAUUUCUAAUUGUUUCUCAUUUUCAAAAUACUCAAGCUGUCUCAUCAGUUUUUUUGUUUCUUCCUUGACUAAAAACGAUGAACAUGUAAAUGCUCCGAUCAUUUUUAUUCAAAUAUAAAUUGAUUUGAAAAGAGUUAAUCCCACUUAUUUGUAUGAUGUAACUUAAUUUUACUGUUACAAUUAACAAAAAUACAUCAUGUAUUUAUUUUCACUGUGAUAAUAUACUCUUCCUAUCGCCUAUUACAAAUGAAUUGAGUACCUAUUAGCUAAAUAUUUUAUUAAUAAAACUAUUAUUUUUACUGGAUUAUUGUUUCGUCAAAAUUAAAAGUUUCAACUGUACAUGA